Molecule: messenger RNA, 171 nt
Organism: Diversispora eburnea
Lineage: Eukaryota; Fungi; Glomeromycota; Glomeromycetes; Diversisporales; Diversisporaceae
Source: the annotation of a GenBank genome assembly
UUCUAUAAAAUUUUACAAAUCAUGAAACUUCAACUUUCAGAAAUUCAACGUGCCAGAUUAUUAGAACUUUAUCAAAGUUUACAAUUAGAUUAUACUUCUGUUAAUAUACAAAUUGUUGUACAAAGUAGUUCUCAACAGACUUCUUUAACAAUUCCUACUUACUAUCGAUGA